Diabrotica balteata is the source of this 561-nucleotide messenger RNA. Lineage: Eukaryota; Metazoa; Arthropoda; Insecta; Coleoptera; Chrysomelidae. The record is from the annotation of a GenBank genome assembly.
UAACGCAGAAAGUCACGGCGAAAUUAGAUCUAGGAUAGAGCAGGCUAUAGCUGCUUUUAGACGGAUGUCCAAGGUGUUAUGGAAAAGAGACCUAAAAUUAGCAUUGAGGAUCCACCUACUUCGCUGCUACGUGUUCUCGGUCUUACUUUAUGAUGUCGAGUCCUGGACUGUGAAUAAAAUCGAUCUAAAUCGCCUUGACACUUUCGAAAAGUGGUGCUAUAGAAGAAUUUUAAAAGUAUCCUGGGUGGAGAAAAUUCGAAACUCCACAAUACUAGAACGUCUCAGCAAGACUAUUGAGAUCAUAAAAAGCAUCAAGCAGAGAAAACUGGAGUAUUUCGGGCAUGUAAUGAGAGGUCCCAAAUAUAGGUUACUACAAAAUAUCAUGCAAGGAAAAAUAGCAGGCAAAGGCAGUCCUGGACGAAGAAGAACCUCAUGGUUAAAGAACUUGCGACAGUGGUAUGAUUGAAAGGACAUGCUGUUUCGAGCCGCAUCGAGCAAGGUUAUGAUUGCCAAUAUGAUUUCCAACAUCCGAAAUGGAUAGGAACCAGAAGAAGAAGAAGA